CAUCUGCCGACGCCUGAGGCUGGGACCGGGCGACAUGGCGGCGGCGGCGGCGGCGGCGGCGGCGGCGCUGGCGCGGCUAGCGGCGGCCUUCCUCCUCCUCGCGGCCCAGGUGGCCUGUGAGUACGGCAUGGUGCACGUGGUGUCCGAGACCGGGGGCCCCAAAGGCAAAGACUACUGCAUCCUCUACAACCCGCAGUGGGCCCACCUGCCGCUCGACCUCAGCAAAGCAUCUCUUCUGCAGGUGCGGGACUGGACGACCUCCGUGCUCUGCUCUCCGGCCGACCUCCCUGCCAAAGGCUUCAGUAACCAGAUCCCCCUGGUGGCGCGGGGGAACUGCACCUUCUACGAGAAAGUGCGGCUGGCCCAGGGCAGCGGGGCGCGUGGGCUGCUCAUCAUCAGCAAGGAGACGCUGGUCCCCCCAGGAGGCAACAAGACGCAGUACGACGAGAUCGGCAUUCCCGUGGCCCUGCUCAGCUACAAAGACAUGCUGGACAUUUUCGAGACUUUCGGCCGGGUGGUACGGGCAGCACUGUACGCCCCCAAGGAGCCCAUGCUGGACUACAACAUGGUCAUCAUCUUCAUCAUGGCUGUGGGCACCGUUGCCCUCGGGGGCUACUGGGCCGGGAGCCGGGACGUGAGGAAGAGGUACAUGAAACACAAGCGGGACGAUGGGCCCGAGAAGCACGAGGACGAGGCUGUGGACGUGACGCCCGUCAUGAUCUGCGUGUUUGUGGUCAUGUGCUGCUCCAUGCUGGUGCUGCUCUACCACUUCUACGACCAGCUCGUCUACGUCAUCAUCGGCAUCUUCUGCCUGGCCUCCUCCACGGGCCUCUACAGCUGCCUGUCGCCGCUCCUCCAGAGGCUGCCGUUCUGCAGAUGCAGGGUCCCUGACAACAGCCUGCCCUACUUCCACAAGCGCCCUCAGGUCCGCAUGCUGCUCCUGGCGCUGCUGUGCGUGGCCGUCAGUGUGGUGUGGGGCGUCUUCCGGAACGAGGACCAGUGGGCUUGGAUCCUUCAGGACGCGCUGGGCAUUGCCUUCUGCCUCUACACCUUGAAAACCAUCCGCCUCCCCACGUUCAAGGCCUGCACGCUGCUGCUGCUGGUGCUGUUCAUCUACGAUGUGUUCUUCGUGUUCAUCACGCCCUUCCUGACCAAGAGUGGGAACAGCAUCAUGGUGGAGGUGGCAACCGGGCCGUCAGACUCGGCCACCCACGAGAAGCUCCCCAUGGUGCUGAAGGUGCCCAGACUCAACGCCUCGCCGCUGGCCCUGUGUGACCGGCCCUUCUCCCUCCUGGGCUUCGGGGACAUCCUGGUCCCAGGGCUGCUCGUGGCCUACUGCCACCGCUUCGACAUCCAGGUGCAGUCCUCCAGGGUCUACUUCGUGGCCUGCACCAUCGCCUACGGCAUCGGUCUCCUGGUGACGUUCAUGGCGCUGGCCCUCAUGCAGCGCGGCCAGCCUGCCCUCCUCUACCUGGUGCCCUGCACGCUCGUCACCAGCUGCGCCCUGGCGCUCUGGCGCAGGGAGCUGGGCAUGUUCUGGACGGGCAGCGGCUUUGCGAAGGACCUACCUCAGUCGCCGUGGGCGCCAGCCUCUGCCGACGGCCCGCAGCCCCAGGCGGACUCCGACGCCGCCCCCUCCCAGCAGCCUCCCGGCCAAGAAGCGGCCCCGUCCCCUCCGCCCGCGGAGCAGCCCCCAGAGUCGUCCGCGCCCGAAGAGAGCGGGGCCGGCGCGCCCCCCCAGGAGCCCGAGAGUCCGGCAGGCCUCGGCCCCGGCCCCUCGGCCUAGGGGAGGGCGCAGACUCGGCCCCCGCGCCCCGGGACUGGACCCGCGCGGACCCCAACUUGGUGCUCUGGCCUGGCCGAUGCGCACGUCCUGCUCCAGCCCGGCCACACCCCGGACCCCAGCCCUGCUCCGAGCUCGCGUGGCUGCCA
Molecule: messenger RNA, 1932 nt
Organism: Lagenorhynchus albirostris (white-beaked dolphin)
Lineage: Eukaryota; Metazoa; Chordata; Mammalia; Artiodactyla; Delphinidae
Gene: SPPL2B
Product: signal peptide peptidase like 2B
Exons: 15
Coding region: 35-1786 (583 amino acids)
Biological process (GO): membrane protein proteolysis
Cellular component (GO): lumenal side of endoplasmic reticulum membrane; lysosomal membrane; cytoplasmic side of endoplasmic reticulum membrane
Molecular function (GO): aspartic endopeptidase activity, intramembrane cleaving
Source: RefSeq, a predicted model, not a curated record